Molecule: messenger RNA, 2220 nt
Organism: Puntigrus tetrazona (Sumatra barb)
Lineage: Eukaryota; Metazoa; Chordata; Actinopteri; Cypriniformes; Cyprinidae
Gene: ivd
Product: isovaleryl-CoA dehydrogenase
Exons: 12
Coding region: 156-1406 (416 amino acids)
Biological process (GO): L-leucine catabolic process
Cellular component (GO): mitochondrion
Molecular function (GO): 3-methylbutanoyl-CoA dehydrogenase activity; flavin adenine dinucleotide binding
Source: RefSeq, a predicted model, not a curated record
GCACAACAUAAGAGAAGGAGAGGGCAAGUCUUUCCAGAGCAUUUGGUGAAGUUCGGGAUUGCCUUCCUGCGCUUUUUCACCUGUCCGAGUGCAAUUGCAUAAUUAACGCAACAGUUUUUGCACGGUUUCGUUCCGCCUUCGCUGCAAUUCCCAAAAUGUUGGCCGUCAGAAGAGCAUUGCGUCUUUGUCGAAGAGUGGCAAAUGUCAGCGUUCCGCGUCGUGGGUGCGCUGGAGCCGUUCCCGUGGACGACGUCGUGAACGGUCUGACCGAGGAGCAGAUCCAGCUCAGACAUACAGUCCAGAGAUUCUGCCAGGAGAAACUCGCUCCCUACGCUGAUGAGAUUGACAAAAAAAACGAGUUUCCCAACAUGAGGGACUUUUGGAAGGAGAUGGGAGAGCUUGGACUGCUUGGGGUUACUGCUCCAGUGGAGUACGGUGGAACCGGAUUGGGCUACCUCGAUCAUGUGAUUGUUGUGGAGGAGAUGUCCCGCGUGUCAGCCGCUAUUGCUCUCAGCUAUGGAGCGCACUCCAACUUGUGUGUAAAUCAGUUGGUUCGACAUGCAAACCAGAAACAGAAAGAGAAGUACAUACCAAAGCUGAUGACAGGGGAACAUGUGGGUGCCUUGGCCAUGAGUGAGCCCAACUCUGGCUCUGACGUGGUGUCCAUGAAACUGACAGCAAAAAAACAAGGGGAUCAUUACGUGUUGAACGGUAACAAGUUCUGGAUUACAAACGGACCAGACGCAGAUGUUCUGAUCGUGUACGCUAAAACAGACCCAGAGGCAGCAGCCCGUGGCAUCACUGCUUUCAUUGUAGAGAAGGGCAUGCCGGGAUUUAGCACAGCGCAGAAGCUGGAUAAACUGGGAAUGAGAGGAUCUAACACCUGUGAACUCAUCUUUGAAGACUGCAGGGUCCCUGAGGAAAACGUUUUGGGCCCGUUAAAUAAAGGAGUAUACGUUUUGAUGAGUGGCCUGGACCUAGAGAGACUCGUCUUGUCUGCUGGACCUGUUGGAAUCAUGCAAGCCGUGCUGGACCAUGCAAUUCCUUACCUGCACGUUCGUGAAGCCUUUGGACAGAAAAUCGGACACUUCCAGCUAAUGCAAGGAAAAAUGGCCGAUAUGUACACACGACUUAGUUCAUGUCGACAGUAUUUAUACAAUGUUGCCCGUGCUUGUGACAAAGGCCAUUUCAGUGCUAAGGACUGUGCUGGGGUAAUCCUUUAUUGUGCUGAGAAUGCGACUCAAGUUGCCUUGGAUGGAAUUCAAUGCCUGGGUGGAAACGGUUACAUUAAUGACUACCCAAUGGGGCGCUUCUUAAGAGACGCUAAACUUUACGAGAUUGGAGCUGGAACCAGUGAGGUCAGGAGGAUGGUCAUUGGCAGAGCCUUCAAUGCCUUGUUCAAAUAAGAGCAGCAUUAAACGAAUGAUUAUCUGAUCCUACGCAGACUGUCGAUGUUGCCAGAUAUUUCACUUUAUCUGGCAUCCUAAUUAUAACACCUUUUGUUAAUGUGAAGUGUAAUUGCUAAUCGGUUUCGAGAUCAUGUCACGGUGUUUUCUUUGGAUGUCAAAUGCUGUUAUGUGAUGAUCUGUAAUAAACGCAUACAUACAUGGUGAACUAGUCUCACAUAGAAGAACUAAUGCAAUAAUAAGAAAUGCACAGACCUCAAGUCAUUUUAAGACGGCAGACUAUAUAUAUUUAUUUCACGUAGCUGAACAGUUAAGUGCAAAUAAACAUAAGGAAAAAAAUACUUGUGUUGAUGGAAACUGCCAGAAGAAUCAACAUGUCCCAGGAGCAUUUGUCACGUGACAUGGGUGUUUCUGUUGCACAUGAUACUUGUACAGCACUUGUCUGUUUGUUUUGUUUGUUUUUCCUCAGAACGUGGUCACUCCGUUUAAGCUAUUCUGCAUAUCAGCUCUGCCCCACUGACAUUAUUUGGGGCUCUCUUUCAUACAUGAACACAAAGGGGUUAUUUAUAGAGGAUAGUUUUUUUUUUUGUUUUUGUUUUUUUUUUUAGAAUUGUGUCAUUCAGAUAUUCUCUUGUUUCUUUGUAUUUCAAGAUUUGUUUAAUCUUGAGGAUCAAAAGUAGCACAAUUUUUUGAAAUAAGCUGUUGUAUUGACCACCGAACCUUUUGGUUUUUCAGAAUCCUGCCUUACUGAAUAAUCGCUUCAUGUCUUUGAAGUAAAUGAUUGUUUAGAAUAAACAUUCUUUCUUUCAUCUGA